Pteropus alecto (black flying fox) is the source of this 1098-nucleotide messenger RNA. RefSeq names its product chromosome unknown CXorf66 homolog (gene CUNHXorf66). The record is from RefSeq and is a predicted model, not a curated record. The transcript is spliced from 3 exons. Bases 1 to 1098 code for a protein of 365 amino acids. NCBI's taxonomy places the organism in Eukaryota, Metazoa, Chordata, Mammalia, Chiroptera, Pteropodidae.
AUGAAUCUUUUUAUUUAUGUCCUACUUGUGUCCAUUUGGACAAAUAGUUGUUUAAAUACAAACCAUAGUAAUGGAUCUUCUACUACAGGAGCUAAGCACGUUGAAUCAAUGGAGAUCAGGCUGGACAGUUUUAGAAGACGUCUACUCAUCAUCGUAAUUGGUGUUAUGAUCAUAGCUUUUACCUUUACCUGUUUUUGUUUUCUCCAUUAUAAUUGUGUGGGUGAUGAAGCAGAAACGGCCAAGAAAGAAGGUAUAGCAGUCAAGACAUCCAAGUCAUCCAAAAUAUCAAUCAAUGAAUCCAAGACGGCCAGUCCAUGCACUUUAGAAACAGAAUCCAUGCUACUCAAUGUAGAGAAGUCAUCUGAACCCUCAAGUCCAGAGAAGACAUCCACACUAUCCAGUACAGAAAAAUUAAUCAAGCCUUCGAGUCCAGAAAUGCCAUCGAGACCAUCUAGUACAGAAAAGUUAAUCAGACCAUCAAGUCAAGAAAUGCCAUCAUCUCACCUGGAAAAGUCACAUAGAACAUGCAGUCUAGAGAAGUCACAUAAGCUAACUUGUUCCCAUAAGCUAGUCAAUCAAGUCAGUUCGUCCUAUUCAAAUAUGGCAGUCAAGUCACCUUGGCCAGCCAGUCUACAAUAUCCAGUCAAGCCAACUGAGUCAUCUUGUCCACCCUGUCCACACAAUCAAAUUUUGGUACCCACGUCAUCUAGUUUGCAGAAAUUUGGAACCAGGAUGUCCUUUGGACAUUCUAACAUAAAAACAUUAGUUAGCGUAGGUAGGGCAGAAGUGUUAUCUAGCCCUCAAUCAGUUAAGUCCUGUCAAUGCUACCAGGAAAAAUGCCUUAUGUGCAAAACUACUUCUAAGUCUUUGUCCAAUGAUAUUUCUAAGCCCAAGAAGACAAAUGCUCAAAACCCACCUUUUCUAUGUGAAAUGAAGCCUUUUUCCAAGUCCUUUCAUAGGGUAGAUUCUAGAGACAAUGUAGUCUAUGGCAAUGCGAGUGACAGUGACAAGAUUACAUAUGACAGUGAGGAUGACAGUGAUAGGGAGAUAAUCAUUAUUUGCAACAGGAAACCCAAUGAAGGCACCCCAAAUAAUUAA